Messenger RNA from Actinia tenebrosa (Australian red waratah sea anemone), 2941 nucleotides. RefSeq names its product cytochrome P450 1A2. Gene Ontology annotation, biological process: hormone biosynthetic process; progesterone metabolic process. The record is from RefSeq and is a predicted model, not a curated record. Lineage: Eukaryota; Metazoa; Cnidaria; Anthozoa; Actiniaria; Actiniidae. Gene Ontology annotation, molecular function: iron ion binding; steroid 17-alpha-monooxygenase activity; heme binding.
CUGGAUCACUUAGUUUUAAAUGCGAUUUAAUUGGCAUUGAGAGAAAUCGCUAAUGACCUUGACUGUUUCUGACCUUGGUCGAAAUCAGAUAAUCACUUUUUACCUGAUACGCAAGACUGACAAUUGACUUCAAGUAACGAAUGUGAAGGGCUGUUGUCAGUAUUUAAAAGGUCUGGACCACCCCAGUUAUCACUUCAUACGACUAACCGCUACAGACGCACCAAUGUUGCUCUCUACAAACCUUGCAGACGCGAUGGAAGGAACAGAUUCCAAGAGUGCCGUCUAUGACUUCAUCUCUGGGAACACAACUUUAUUAAAUUGCGUGCUUCUACUUCUGACCGUUCUAGUGUUGUAUCUUUUAUACGAGAUAAACAAGUCUCCGAGUCGUGCACCUCCCACCAUAUGGGGCUUGCCAUUAAUCGGUAACCUUCUUCAACUUGGUCCAGCUCCUCAUUUGGGACUCACCAAGAUUGGCAAAAACCUUGGAGAAGUUUUUUCUCUUCGGCUUGGUUCUUGGGACGUUUUGGUCAUCAACAGUCUCAACGCAGCCAAGGACGCAUUUGUCGAAAAUUCAGCACACUUUUCUAGCCGUCCACCAUUCGAUUCCCUGCGUUUAGGUGGCGCUCAUUUGUACUCUGUUUCUUUUGGAGACUACAAUCCACUACAGAUUCAGAGAAAGAAAGCAUUAUUAAAGGUUUUCCACCAAGCAAUCUUGACAAAUCCCGACCACUUGAAUCACAUUCUCUUGCUAGAGACAGCCCGCAUGAAAAAACGACUCCAAGAAACACAAGCCUCUCUCUUUGAUCCAAGAGAAACCUUGAAACUGGUUGUGAGUCGCUUGGUGUUUCGCCUUACUUUUGGUGGUCCUGUUGGCGAGGAGGAAGAGAAUGGCUUGACGAACCUUUUCGAGCAAGCUCGAAAAUUCCAAAAGGAAGCCAAUAUUGGAAUUCUGGCAGACUUUAUGCCGUGGCUUAGGUUUGCGCUCAAAGGACCAGUUUCUAAGAUGGUAAACACAGUGGCAGUUCUAGUGGGUUUCGUACGAAAGUCCUACAGACAACGGAAAGAAAAUUACAAGUCUGAAGAUGCAGAAUUUUGCGUAGCACGAGCCAUAACAGCAUACGUUGCUUCGGAGAGGCGACAGUUAGCGAAGAAAACUAAAGGAAAGUCUUCCAGAUUAACAACUUUGGGAGAAGAAACUGCAAGACAAGGCGGCAAAGUUGAUGCUAGUUUAGGAAAAGAGGAAGAACGGCCUGAAGAUUUAGAGCGAAGAGAAGAAGAAGAAGAAGAAGAUGAAGAUGAUGCCAUUGAAAAUCAAGUGGUGACCAUGUUGUCUCCUGAUGUAAUCGGCGCUGGAACUGAGAACAUAGCAUCUACUUUCUCCUGGGCUUUGGCCUUCAUAUCAAGCUACGAGGAACUUCAAAGAGACCUUCACGACGAGAUAGACACAGUCAUUGGCAAGAAUCGUGAGCCCAGAAUCCAAGACAAGCAGCGAAUGCCUCUGAUGCAAGCAACAAUCUUGGAAACUUUGCGACUGUCCUCAGCCGUCCCAAUGGGUCUUCCACACUACUGUAUCGAGGACAGUGUUGUCAAGGGUUACACCGUAGCCAAGGGAACCAUCGUUUUGACAAACAUCUGGGGUAUCAACCACGAUGACCGUCACUUCAGUCAUCCUUAUUGUUUUGAGCCAUACAGGUUUUUGGAUGCCAGUGGAAACCUCAGAGGAGAUCGGUGCAGUUUAGCCAUGACGUUCAAUAUUGGGCCACGCAGUUGUGCAGGGAAUGCAGUUACUAAGACUGUGCUGUUUUUCUUGAUUGCAAGCGUUUUACAGAAGUUUGAGGUUCGUUCUACUGAAGAUCUCACCACUUUGGAGGCAAUGCCAGGACCAGUGCGCUCUCCAGAAGCAUUUCAAUUACGGUUCUGUCCUCGUGAAUAGUGCAGCAUUGCUAUGAUCAACAACUUGAGACACGAAUAAAACAAAUAGAUGAAACUUGGCUGAAUGGAAAUGGAUGGAAAAAUAUGUGAAUUAAAACAAAACAAAACAAAACAAACAAAAAGAAAACGAAUGGAGGAAGAUGAAUGGAAAAGGGAUGUAAUCAGUGAGUAGAAAAUAAAAGGACAGAUUCUCAUGCAAACUUCAAAUGAAGUUUGGAAGAAGAGCACUUAUAAUAUGAACUUCUGAUGAGGAAACAUCAGUAAGCCAAACUUUUCUGCGCAUUUGAACGAACGCAUUAAUGAAAAAAAGCUGAAUUUAAUGUACUAUGCUUUUUAAUAACGUUUAUUGGUAGAGAUGACUUUCUUUUAAAAAUGCUUUUUACAAGACAUGACAGUGUAAUGCUCAGUUAUUUUUUAAAGUGACUUCAAUUGAUUACAAGUCUAUUAGUUAGAAGACAAGAAAUAUUUUAUUCCAGUAAUUGGUCCAAUUGACCAUGGUGUUCUUGACUAUAAGUUUUUAUGAAAACCUUGUACAGCAUCGCACAACUAAGCAAUUUCUUUAAGAAAAUGCACCAAAUUGCAUUUUGGCGUCAAUAUUUUACACCAGAUAUUUUUUAGUUUUCUUGAGAAACGAGAAUAAUACAUUGAUGUCACGUGAAUAUUUCCGCUAAUUACAUCACGUGGCAAGUCCAAAAUGGCGUAAACAUGACACGUGACUUUUUAAAAGGCAAUUUCCUGGGACCUGAGAACGAGGUUGUCGAUCAGCCAAUUACAAAGACAACAAGGGACAACAAGUGAUAUUUUUAUGACGUCAUUAUGCAAAGCUUAUAUUGGGAAAGUAUACAUAACAUUAGAAGCAUCAACCAACGUUUGUGUCACAAACACUCACAUUCUAUUUCUAUAUAAAUAAUAUAAAUAUCACCAUUGUAAUGUUUUACAUUACAUCUUCUACUUCUGUUGGCUAUACUACACACCUAUUAUUCCACAAAUAAAUAUUUAUAAUCAUGAA